Messenger RNA from Carya illinoinensis, 2016 nucleotides. RefSeq lists its product as uncharacterized. Lineage: Eukaryota; Viridiplantae; Streptophyta; Magnoliopsida; Fagales; Juglandaceae. Gene Ontology annotation, molecular function: catalytic activity. The record is from RefSeq and is a predicted model, not a curated record. The transcript has 4 exons. The coding region runs from base 1 to 2016 and encodes 671 amino acids.
AUGAAUUUUAUAAGCUGGAACUGCCGAGGGUUUGGCAACCCUCAGACAAUUCAGGACCUUUGCCUGAUGGCAAAGGAAAAGAAGGCUAAUGUUAUUUUUUUGAUUGAAAUUAUGAUCAAAGGAGGGAGGUUAGAGAGUAUGAAAAGAAGAUUGGGAAUGGAAGGGUGUCUUGCAGUUGAUCCUGUGGGCAAGAAGGGGGGUUUAGUUUUGUUUUGGAGGUAUGAAGAGGAAGUGAAAAUUAAGAAUUAUUCCAGCUGGCACAUUAAUGCUGAAAUUAGGGAAGAAGGAAAAGGGAAGAGUUGGCUUUUCACUGGAAUCUAUGGCCAUCCUGAAACUGGAAAAAGAAAGUUGUCUUGGGAUUUAUUGAGAAGUUUUAAGCCAAAUGAGAAGACACCUUGGUGUGUGAUGGGGGACUUCAAUGAGAUUCUAUUUCAAAAUGAAAAGGUGGGGGGCAGGCAGAGGUCUGAGUCUCAACUAAUUCAGUUUAGAGAAAUGAUGGAGGACAAUUUGCUUUAUGAUUUGGGAUGCUGUAAUGGAUUCUAUACUUGGAGUAAUAGGCAUUCUAACGUUUCUUUCAUAAAAGAGAGGUUAGAUAGAUGUGUGGCCAAUAAGGAAUGGAGGGAGAUGUUCAGAGGAACAAGAGUGGAGGGUCUACCAGUGAGGAGUUCAGACCAUUUGCCUUUAUUAGUAUCAAUAAGAGGGGUAACAGAGAGACAAAGAAGCUGGUAUGUGCCUUUCAAAUUUGAGGCAAGCUGGGUUAGAGAGGAUGAAUGUGAAUUAAAAAUAAGGCAAGUGUGGAAUGAUGGGAUACUGACAGAAGAUGUUGUGACACUGAUGCAGUCUCGGUUGAGAUUAUGUAGUGGGAUGCUGAGAGAAAGUGGGAGAAUUGCUGGAACAGGAGGAUACAAAGUGGAAAUAAAGAGCAAAGAGGAACUGGAUGGAGUUGCAGAGGCUUUCAAGACACAUUUUGAUGAGGUGUACAGGACUGAAAAUCUAGGAGUUGGAAAAAUUAAUAAAUGCCUAGCUGAGAUGGAGAAGAAAGUGACUGCUGAAAUGAAUGAAGUCUUGGAAAGGGACUUUAAAAGGGAGGAGGUAGAAGAGGCUUUAAAGAUGAUGGGGUCUUUAAAAUCACCAGGACCUGAUGGGUUUGGAGCUUGUUUCUUCCAAUCCUUUUGGCAUAUUGUCGGAAGUGAUGUGUGUGGAUCAGUGCUUCAAUUUUUAAAUGGUGGAAGGUUAGAUGAAGGGCUGAAUUACACUUAUAUAGCCUUGAUUCCUAAGGUCAGUGAUCCUAAAUCAGUAAAUGAGUUUAGGCCGAUAAGUUUAUGCAAUGUUGUGUAUAAACUUAUAGCAAAAACUCUUGCUAAUAGAUUGAAGAAAGUUAUGGAUGCAAUCAUAUCAAGAAACCAGAGUGCUUUCAUUCCAGGGAGGGUUGAAUGGUCUUAUCUUGAGGCAGUCAUGAAAAAGUUGGGAUUUGGAAGUAGGUGGAUUGGAUUGAUCAUGCAGUGUAUAUCUUCAGUGUCAUAUGCUGCAUUAAUUAAUGGAAAACCAGGUGAGACUAUUAAGCCUACAAGAGGACUAAGACAAGGAGAUCCAUUGUCUCCUUAUCUUUUCCUCUUAUGCUCAGAAGGUUUAAGUGCAAUGUUAAACAAUACAGAAAGAAGAUCAGAAUUAAAAAGAGUGUCAGUGGCACGAGGAGGCAUAAGGGUCACCCAUUUACUUUUUGCUGAUGAUUGUAUUAUUUUUGGAAAGGCUAGCUGGAAGGAAUGGAAGAAGAUAAGAAGCAUUCUAGAUUUGUACGAAGAGGCAUCGAGGCAGAGCUUAAAUAAGGAAAAAACCACAAUUUUUUUCAGUAGAAGAGCCCAAGAAACUGUUAAAGAAGGAAUCAUGAAGAAUAUGGGAGCUAGGCAACUGAGAAAUAGUGAAAAAUACUUAGGUCUACAAAUUAUGGUUGGAAGAUCGAAGUACAACUCUUUUAGAGUAAUAAAGGACAGAGUAUGGAAGAAGAUUAGUAACUAG